Molecule: messenger RNA, 1275 nt
Organism: Westerdykella ornata
Lineage: Eukaryota; Fungi; Ascomycota; Dothideomycetes; Pleosporales; Sporormiaceae
Exons: 2
Coding region: 35-1003 (322 amino acids)
Biological process (GO): translation
Cellular component (GO): mitochondrial large ribosomal subunit
Molecular function (GO): structural constituent of ribosome
Source: RefSeq, a predicted model, not a curated record
CGACAAUGUAAACCAGCCCAUCACCACAAUUGCCAUGCCGCCACGAAUACGUCUCUGUCCCCGCGCCCUGCGCGUCCGGAAAUCCCAACCUCCGACCCCCAUCACCCGCAGUUAUGCCUCCCUAGCAACUGCAACCACCCCCGCCCCUCCGAUAAAUCAAACAAACCAAUUUGUUCCCCAGAUUCAACGGUACCCUCCGACGCAACCACCCUCGCACAAGCCGCCAGAGACCCGCAAAACGCAAUUACAUCGGCAGUACCAAUCGCUCCUCCGCUCCUCUCCCCUAAUCCUCCUCUUCCAACACAACAACAUCCUAGCGGUAGAAUGGAUGAGCAUACGGCGCGAACUCACGGCUGCGCUGAGGAAAGUAGACGCCGAGUUGGCGCAGAACGGACAGCCCAGUCUCGCGGACAACAUUAGGCUCCAGGUCAUUCAGACGGGCAUCUUCGCUUCCGCGCUGCGCGUCGUUGAAUUCUUCGACCCUGUCAAGGGUACUAUUGCGGAGCAGGCGGAGAAGGAAGAGGAGCGCUUCACACACGGUGUAUCGCGGCGCGCGCACGAGAUCGCAUCGAACAGGAAGUUGAAAUCGGGACUGGAGCCACUACUCUCUGGACCAUUGGCCGUGGUAUCCUUCCCGACUGUGUCCCCUCAGCAUCUGAAAGCCGUGCUGUCCAUUCUCUCUCCGUCUCCCGAAUUCCCAGCUCCAAAGCGGAAAGUGAACCCCGACUACCACAGCCUGGAGGUCCAGGGCGGAUUGCAAAAGCUCAUGCUUUUGGGUGCGCGGGUUGAAGGCAAGGUGUUUGAUAUGGAGGGCACGAAAUGGGUUGGCAGUAUCGAGGGCGGCAUUGACGGGCUCCGCGCACAAUUGGUGCAUAUGCUGCAAGGCAUUGGAGGCAGCCUUGCCAGUGCACUGGAAGGCGCAAGCCGGAGUCUCUAUUUCACCGUGGAGAGCAGGAGAAUGGACAUGGAGGACAAGGAGAAGGGCGACAAGAAGGGGGAAUAAACCGAGAUAUCUACGGGUUGGCUGUACAGAUACUGAGGGAUUAUGUAUGUCUACUUGUACAUUGCAUUGGUGUCUUGGAAGCCAUCUUUGGAAUAUAACGAGCUUUCGCAUCAGUCCCCCGUCUUCUGCGUACUGUUCACAGUUUCGGGGCGCUUUCCAUUUUCUGCAGCUCUUCUCGUAGCACUCGUCUCAUUUCUGCGGCUAGGCUUGCGCCUUCUUCGUCGUCUAAGUCGUCUCUCUGGCCCCGGCCGAACAUCGUCCAGCUCUUGUUC